Gryllus bimaculatus (two-spotted cricket) is the source of this 8639-nucleotide messenger RNA. The record is from the annotation of a GenBank genome assembly. NCBI's taxonomy places the organism in Eukaryota, Metazoa, Arthropoda, Insecta, Orthoptera, Gryllidae.
CGGCGGUCGCCACACGGGGUAUUGAUCUCGAGAAGGCUGCUUCGUGGAAGGGCUGGAGCGCCAUUUUCCUGUGAUUUAAGUUUCAUCGCGCAUGUGAACUAAACCUCCCAAAACACGCAGAGCGCUGGAUGUGCUGUGUCCUGUUUAAAGCAGUAUGCCAAUUAGAGCGACCAGGCGUGGCGUAUUCGAAAGAAGUGUCCGCAUGACCCACGACCGCGCGCAAUGCGCUCUGUCGAAAUCCGUGUUUUGGUAGGUCGGUUCCUAGGUCAAGGUCAUGAGUGUAUGGAUCUGCGGGGCGUCAAGAAGCACGGUGGAUGUUGAGAGACAACUGGGGCAGCUGUGAUCGCUGGGACAUUGUGUGAAACUCGUGUCUCCGGCGACAGCGGACGAAUGCAGGGGGAUGCAAGGCUUGUGGGGUUAUGAAAGUAUCGUGGAUUCGCCUGAAAGGCUGCAAUUCCAAAUGAUCUCAUUCACGCUUGAUCCCCAGUGGUGUGGCCUUUUGUUUUCCAUUUACUGUCGCCAUGAAAAAACCAGCGUCUUAGGGCCAGAUACGUUCAGCACUUGUACGCUUACUGGACCACCGUUGGAUGCAGACUGGAUUGCAUUCGCCGGCAGUAUUGGUGUAGAAAUAUGUCGCCUCUCAUCAAGCUGGGCACUCAUCUUCGAGACAGUAAAAGCAAGUGGAGUUAUCCUCUUACUAGGAGUUGGAAGCUUGGUGUGCUACAAAUUAUACCACUAUUAUUGGCCAGGUUCUCGCUCACGACUUAAUUCUCCUAAUUCUUCUCCACCUCAUUCUCGAUAUGGUGAAAAUUUAAUUUUGUAUCAUGUUCGAGAUGAUAACCAAUUGGUGGAAGACCUUGAUGAUGAGGAUAUCAGCAGUAUUGAGGGUCGAUACUUUGGACCUGCACCAGUUCCUAGCAAAAGUAGUUUACAACAUGGAAUUGACGUAGCUAACUUUCUGAGAAAAAGCAGAUUUUUCUCAAUUAUUCCUUCAGCUUCACAUUUUAAGUUUGGGUUAUCAUAUGACGAGUAUGGAAAUGAAAGCAGCACGUUUGAAGAAAGUCAAAUGGAGAAGCUCUCAAACAGUUCAUCUGCAUCUUCUCCUUGUGGCCUUCAGCAUUUCCGUCAGGGCUCAUGGUCUAUGAAACAUAAUAUGGGGCCAGGAUUACACAGGGCUUGUUUAAAAGAACAAAAGAAAACAUCCAAAGAUAAUGACUCAAGUUGGUUAAUAAAGCGACUAAAAAACAUGCUCUCAGUGUCUCAAGGACCUCAGCUAUUAGAACAUGGUUGUGCAAGUCUUCCUGUUACCCCUGGAUGCAGACUAAAACACAGAAAUAGGGACCGAAAAAUUGUAACCAAUUGGGAAGAUGGUUGGAAAUAUGCACCUUUUGGAAUGUUUAGAGAUAAUAAACCUUCAAAUGGAGAUGGAUCAUCUAUGGCAUCUCGAAAAAGUUCUUUUGGAAGUAAUUGUUCACCCAUUUUAAUUCACUCUAGGAUUACAAGAGAUGAAUCUUUUGAUUCUCUGGGAUAUUCUAAGAGAUUACCAAGGGAAGGGUCAUUUGAUAGUACUUGUUCAGAAUUAAGUUUGGACAUUUCUCUUCCGGAAGCUCCAAAUGAAAGCAGCACAAUGUUGUGUCUUGAUAACCUGCAAGAGGAAAUUGAUCAACUUAAAAAUCAUUGCCUCAUGAUGGAUGAAGAAUUUGAAACAAUUAAAUGUAAUCGCAACCUUCCUGGAAUGUCAAGUCUGAUGAAUGUUAAUGUGAACAGCAAUAAUCGAUUAGAAAACAAAGCACAAAGUCCACAUGAUGCCUUGCAAGAAACAUUAGCUCAGGAGAAUGCUCGAGCUUGUUUUGCUGGUUUAUAUAGUCUCACCACAAUAAAGAAUAGCACAUCAUCAGAGUUGUCAGAUUCUUUUACUGCUAAUGGUAGAGCUAGUGUUGGUUCUGCGGAGUCUCUAGCAUGGGACUCGCCAAUUGCAGUGGCCAGUCCUGUGAAAGUAGGUAGCACUGAUGACUCGUAUAUUGCUGAAAAUGUAUGUGUUGUAUCUAAUCCUGAUAAUUGUACAAAACCAACUAUGGAGAGAGUAGCAGAAGAGUUAGAGUGUCAAAUUUUGAACUCUGAAACUGCUUCUGUUCAUAUUGAGGACAACUCAAUGGCUGAGCUGGAAUGGGAUGAGGAUGGUUUAGAUGAUUUCAUUGAGGAAGAAGAGUUAGAACCCACACAAUUUGACAAAAUGGCUGAAACUGUUGUACCCAAAGAAACAAAUAGUAACUACAAUGCCUCUGAGGAACACUUUGUAGAUCCUCAAAUAACAGCAAAUGAUAUGGUGAGGAGUACAAUAUCAACAAGCUCAUUUAGUGAAAGAUCAUCAAAAGCAGAAAGUAGUGGAUUUGAAAGCAAGUUAACUGACUCUACUAUAACAGACGUAUCCUCCCAGUGGCAUUGUGAUUGGGACCAAAAUAUCAAUCCUUGGAAUAAUUGUGCUCUGGAAGAAUCUGGAUUUUUAGAAUGGGAUAAUAACAUAAAUUGUUCUAGACAACCACCAAGGGACUGGAGUGAAGGACGGGAAACAAUUGCAAGUUUUAGUGAACAAUCCACUCCAAUGAGUGAUGUCCCAAAUUCAGAGGCAAUAUCCCCAAUGUCAAAUUUUCCCAUUUCUACAUCAAAUGUCACUGAAAAUGUAGGGCCUAAAGUUAACAUUUUUGAGUAUGCUAUGAGAGAAUGGCAAGGUCACACAAAGAAGGCAGAAACAAUUCUGAAGGGAUAUGCAGAAAUUCCAUCAUUAUUGGGUGUUCAAUAUUUACGAAGUAUUCGAGGUGAUAAUUAUUGUGGAGUUCGAGCUGCCUUAUUUCAAGUAUUAUCAAAAGGAUUACCACUCCCUAGUGGUAGUACUGUGUAUGAUUAUUUAUCUAACGCUUGUCGAAUGGGAAACAGUAAAUGGUUACAAAAUUGGAAUUUUGCUGGGAGACUCCCUUAUGAAAGCAGUAACGUAUUACAUGGAAUGAAAUCUUGUCUGGAAUCACUUGACAACAUGGUUUCUGUAUUGUCUUCAAGUGAAGACAGACAGCAAACGUUGGUUGCAUUGCUCAAUCGUAAUCCAUCAUUAGAUCUGCACUUAAUGGAAGCUGCUAAACUACACAUGCUUAUGUGUGCAAUGGAAUUAUAUGAAGCCAGUUCGGCAGGUCUAGAUGUUCCAUUGUUUGCUAUGUUAAUGUUUGCUCGUGAUACUUCUGAAACUCCUCGUGAUCUCAUGAAUAACCACUUGAAAAACGUUGGAAAUACUGGAGGCUUGGAGCAGGUGGAGAUGUUUUUACUUGGAUAUGCUCUGCAAGUUACUUUGAGGGUUGUACGCCCUGCUGCACAUGGAACAGAAGAUUUUAUAUGCUGUUAUCCUGAUUGGAACCUUGGUGUAUGGCCAGAGGUCAUACUUAUAGCAGAAGAUGACCGUCAUUAUAAUGUGCUAGUUGUACAAAAAUUUGGAUUAACGUGGUUAACAAUAUUAAGAGGAGAACUCAUACUGUUGAAUGACUGGAUAGAAUAUAUUGGUACUGAAAUUAUUUUUCUGGUUCUGUCAUUUUUCAUUCAAAUUACAUGUGAUAUACCUAUAGAAACCAAUUGAAAUAAAAUUUAUUCUUAUUUAUUUUUAAAAGAUUGCACUUGACAACAGUAACAUAAAAUGAAGGUGCUGACAUGAUAGAAAUAGCUGUUGCUACAUGACACUCUGUAUGGCUGUCUUUGUAUUUUGAUUCAUUGAGUUUUCCUUUGCUUACUAUAAAUACAGCUUGUAGCAGGCAGCUAAAGACAUUUAUUUUGAAAAGGAAAAUAAAAUUCAGAGACAGCACUUUUAAACAGUUUGUUGGUCUGUAUAUUAUGUGAUAAUAAGAUGGUGCAUACCACCACCAUGGAACAUUAUUUUUCCAAAGAAAAUAAGUAACAAUAGACUUCAUCUGAACUGCUCCCUUUUUUAAAAACGGAAUGCUGUUGUGAUCUGCCCUGCAAAAGAAGUCAUAAAGGUAUAUAUUUAUAAUAUUGUAUAUAAAGCAUGGCAGAAGUGUAAGUAAUUGUGAAGAGUGUUCAGAGUGUUAAAUGUAGCAACAGGAGAAAGUAUCUUUUGGUGAAAAAUUCCUAAAUAUUCAAGUUAUUAGCUGAAAAUAGAGGCAAAAAGGUUUCUUUGUUGCAUUUUAUAUCUUGUUUAAGGCCUAAAAGAAACUCUUCAAUUUUUAAUGAGAUUAAAAAUAUAAUUUUUUAAAUUCUGUUUCUCCAAAUGAGCAUUCCUUUGUAUUCCACUGAAAUAUUAUACAUUGGCCUGUAGAUUUAUCUUCGUAUAUAUUCACUUGGUACAAGAUUGUACAGGAAAUAACGCAAAAUAAUGAUGUAACAUGACCAAACAUAUUUGAGGACACACAGAAAUGUUAUUUGAAUCUGAUAGAAGUUCUUUGCAAAAAUAUUUGGAUUAAUGUGUACAAUGGGAAUAUGAUGUAAUUUUAAAAAAUUAAAUAUCAUGUGUAACAUUGAAGAAAUAUUAGUUGAAUAUAAUCAUUCCGUGGAUGAUAAACAGAUUGUAAAUGCACAAUGCAUAAACAGAUGAAAAUGAACUUCAAGAAGAUUCAUAAAAACAUUUUCAAUUCUAAAUUGUUUAGUCUUUGCACAUUUCAUGAAGACAUAUGAAGAAAGAAAGAAAUGAAACUGCUGCAGAGAAACAUCAAUGUACCCUGAAGUUUGUUUUUUAUGGCUAUUAUAUUUGAUUUUGUGAAAACUAGUAAAAGUUUCAAUCUCUAAGCUUGCAACUUGAAUUAAAUUAAAUAUGGAUGGAUGAGACAGAUUUCUGAGAAAGAAAUUUCUAGAAGGAAUUUGGGGAUGCAGGAGGGAGGAACUGGGGAAGAGUGAUAUACAUGAACGUAAAUAAAUUUGACAAAUUUAGAGAAUUAAUUCUUUGACUUACUAUGAUAAUAAUAAUUGAUAAUACAUCUUCCAUUACGAGGCUAUUUCUAACUUUUAUAAACAACAGAUGCAGAAUCUUCUUCUAUUUCAUUUUAUAAGUACCGCAAAGAUAAGAUUAUCACACAAUAACUGUGUUAGUUUAUUAUAAUUUCUUUAAUUUUUUGUGAAAAACCAUGCUGAUUGAUCCUAUGAUGUGAGAAAGUGUUACGAUGAAGUCAUAAAUUUGCACAUUUACUUGGCUACCUCUUAAAGCACGUCACAUAAAAGCACCUGCAUGCGCAUACUAAUCGAACUUUAGCACACCAUCAAAUAUAAAUGGUAUUAGGGAAUUUUAAGUUAUAUUUUUCAUAGCCAACCAUACUUGCUAUCCUGAACCAAAAAUAACUAAAAUAGUGGCAAAACAUUACACCCCUUUCCAAAACCAGUGAACUGAAUUUCAUCUUCUCUUUAGUUUUUAACCCUUUUUUGUGAGUAAGAUAUAUUUUUGUGUUUGGACAAUGUACCUUUGCAAACUUUUGGUGAAUAUUAAACAUCUUUUAAACCAGGUCAUAGCCAUUUUUCAGUUAGCGUUUUCAUAUAAACUUGUAAAGAAGCUUUUUGAUCUUUGCAGACAAGUUUUUGUUUUUCUACAUUGAAAAGUAGCAUUUUGUUGUGUGUGUGUGUGAGUGUUUCAAUUCUUUAAAUUUAUUUAUUUAUUUAUUUAUUUACAAUUGGUGAAACUGAACUAAUUGUGAUCCAAAAAAAAAUUAUAACCAUCACAACAAAAUACUACUCUUCAGUGUUGUAAAAGACAAUUAUUCUGAUGGUAUUUAAGAAGUUAUGAUCCUGCAGAUACUGGCACUAAAGAUGGUGAUGAUGAAAUGGGCAAUGAUAAUUUGAAGGAAGUCAUUGAAUGCCAUAAUUUUGAAGUUGGAAACUUGGUGUUUGUUCAGUUUUAAAGCAAGAAAAUGUAAACAGAUUACACGGGACAGGUUAUACAUGUUGGUAAUGUAGGUUCUAAAUAUCAAGUAAAGUAUCCGAAGUGGUUUGCCAAAACACGAAUUGUGAAACUGAAACUCUGUAAUAAUAAAACUACCAAAGCCAGUGAAAUACGAUAAUGCAUGACGACAGAGUGAACUAUAUCUCCUUGGGUUAAUUUCUGGAACAGUCCAAAAUAUCCUGUGAAAUAAAUAUUUAAUAUUUAAAAACUUAUUUUAAAAAAUGUUGUAACAUUAAAGGUGAAUAAUUAUAAUGGGAAGAUACCAUCUUUAUUUUCAUAUGUUUAAACUGUAUUAUUGUUAGAAGUGAAAGGAAUUCCUUAAUUUUGCUUUAAAUUCACUUAAAAAAUAUGUAUUACUGGUUCACAAGGUUGUGUUCAAUUGUACAAGACCAUCAUGUACCUCUGACCAAUUUUUCCAGGAUUUCUUUUUGAAAUAUAUGUUGUAUGACAUUCAUACAAAGGAAAUGGUUCGAUUCUAAAUAUACAUAUGCUUCUUCUAAAAUUAUGAAUUUUAAAACAUGAAAAAAGAAAAUAAACAUUAUUUCUGUGGAAAAUGUUCAAAGGUAAACAAUCUCCCAUGUAAUAAAUUUCAUUUCCUGGUUGUGCAUAUUUGUUUCCAUGCACGUUCAAUUGAAGUUUUAAAUUUUGGGGGGAUACUAUACAUUUCAGUGAAAAUUAUCCAGAAUUAUUAUUUAUUAUUGCUACUUCUAGAAGAGCGAUGUAGUUGUCACCUGACUCGCAGAAACAGUUUCGGAAUGCACAAAACAAAUUCUUCUAAAUGCAAUAUGACCAAGAAAAGCAAAAAACAAAUAUUUUUGCAUUAAGAAUUUUAAUGCAUCUUAGGUAUGUUUUUACUUGGAAUUCCUAAAUUAAUAAUAUUCAUAUGUACCACAUCUGUUGAAGUUUUAGUUCAUAAUCCUCAUUAUGUCAAAUUGAUCAAUAUGAAUUCAAUACUCAUUGUUAAACUCGUUUUAAAAUUUCAAUUUUCGAUGUUAAUACCUCAGUUGUGAACAAACUGUUGUAUGACUGUGGUUCUCUUUGUCUCUUGUUAUAAAUUCUUUUUUAUCAUAAUCCUUAUAUCAUGUUUUUUCUCAAUCCUCAAUACAGGUAUAUUGUAUGAAUUGCUAUAUAUUUAUUGAUGAUUAUUAUAGCCAAUGUGUUUUAUUUCAUGGUUCAGCACAAAUGAAUGAACUGUUUUCACUGAAUAUGUGGAUGUACUUGAAAUAGAGUGCCUCAAAUUCUUUGAAUUUACUGCUGCAUUGUGAGAGUACAAAAGUACAAUAUACAAUAGUCUUGUAGAAGUCACUUGUUAGCAAAAAUCAACAAAAAAAAUUGUUUGCAUUAUCAAGUUUUGUAAGCCACUUCUUCAAUCACAAACCAUUCAAAAGGAAAUCAAUAAUGUUAGUGCGUAGAUAAAAUUAUGCAGGUCAUGGUUUUUCAGAGUUGUAAGUUUCCUUUUUGUAAGUCACAGUUGUAUGCAAAGAUUUGCUUACCUUACAACUUGCAUACAGUCAGUUUCAUGUUACAAUAUUUACAACAGUCUAAGUGCACAUAUCUUAAAACUUCUUUGUCUAGUUGAAUGGUUUGAUAAUGUAUCUAUGUAUAUAACCUGUUAUUUAAUGCUUUGAAGAAAUGAAUCAAAGAAUAUGUCUGUACAUGCAAGGUAAACAUACUUCUUUGAAUCCACAUGUAUUCCUCCCUUGAAUGUGUGAAUACAUUGAUUCACUGUUUCCAAAUAUUUCCAUUGUCAAGUCACUAAUGUGAUCUGCUGCAUAUAAGAGAAUUUCUAAGAAAAAGCUCAGGGUAUGAAACAUCACUUUUCAUUUUAAAAGUGAUUGUUUUGUUAAAGCAAACAAAUACUUACACCUUUUACUUAAAUAUUAAUUACUGGUUUGUUAAUGUCAAUUUAUUGUUGACACCAGAGCCUGAUUAAUUUAUUCAGUACUUUGCCUAAAGGAAAGGCAUGCAUGCAGAAAUUGUGACUUUGAUAAGAAUGUUGCUGGAGCAAAACCAUAGUCUUAAUUGAGAAAAUUACAAAUAAGUGAAACUAUGUUCAUUGUGAUAGUGUAUAUAGAAAGUUGCAACAUAUGCUAUGCCGUUAGCAAUGCUCCAUUCCUUAUCUUAUGGUGACUAUAUGUUUAUAGUGCCUAAAUAUUGAUUAGUAGAUAAGAAAGCAAUCCUAUGCUGUUGCAUAUCCCAACUUGAUGAACAUGCACAAAUCAAUGUGUUCACCUUGCAACAUAAAUGUAAGGAAAGAGUACUGAAAUGAAUGGAACAUGAGCAUUAAAACUAAAAAAAACAAGAACAUAGUAGACAAAUAUUACUGAAUAUUUUUUUCUUCCUCAUGUCAUUUUGUAGAUGUUUCUUUACUUGUCUAAUUCAUUAGUCAAUUAAAUGAUCACUACAACAUAGUCUGUUGUUAAUCAAUAUGAAAGAAUCUUUAUAUUACAAUACACCAAUAAAUUUCAUUGAGUCUGCAAUAAAUGAGACAAUUUGAUCACAUACUAAUUGAUGUUGGUAUCCAUUUGCUGGUAAAACUGGUUACUAGUUUAUUUUGCAAUGUUUAUAAGUCAAUGAUAUUUAUUUAGUCGGUAAACACACAAAACAAUAAGUAUUUAUUUUAUUGAAGAAGUAAUUUGAUAGAGCUUGUUCAUGCAUUGCUGAAAAAACUAAUAUAUAUAAAAGCUGUACAGUACCGUAUUGUAAAUAAUUUGUGAUU